AGUCAAACUAUUUUUAAUAAACAUUGUGUUUACUUGCAGUCCGAAAAUAAAGUCACAACCUUUCUCAUGUUUUUGAGCAUGCGUUUAAUUAACUUUUUGCUAAUUCUAGGCGCUUUUGUUGCAGCAGAAUUGCCGGUAACACCGCCAGCCAUAAUUUGGGGCGUUAAAUUACCCAAAUCACGGAGUAUUUUUGAAUAUGUGAGCCCGGAAACGCUUGUGGAAAUGCUGCAGCCAAAGGAGGCGACUCCACGUAUGAUAAUUGCAUACUUUGCGAACGACCUAACUUCAAAGGACUUUAGCUGCCUGGAACUCGAUUGUUUUCCCUUUCUGCGUCAGGUGAAGCCUUUCAACUACUACAGCCAAGUGCAUCAACCCUUGGCUGCUCUAAAAACAUUCGCUGAGCUGCGCAAUCGGACUUUAAUCUGGGAUAGUGCAACAUCGUUGCUUCAAACAACCUGUGUGCCUCAUGAGAUACACAUCUUUAACUUUACGGAUGGCCAAUUAAACAAACAUGAUAGCUUUAUGAAAUCCAUUUCGGAGCGGCUUAAAGACUGUCCACUUGUGCAAAUCUACACAGCUCACUUUGAGGAAUUCGAAGCACAACAGCGACGUCGCAAUCGAGAUGCUAGCAAAAAGAAUCGCCAGGAAUUGAUGCGAACUGUGGAACCAACCGCAAGCCAACGUCCUCAAGAGGCAAAAGUGUUGCGUAACUUGAUGGCCGUUGUCUCCAUCCAGAAGAUCAUGUUUGCCGAGGCGAUACAACGCGGCCAGAUCAUGAACUUCAAACGCACCCAAGUCGAGAUCUUAGACAGCAGCGAAGCACCACUGAAAUUGACACUGGCCGAUGCCAGCAACAUUCUAAAAGGAUACGUUGUGGAAAUUGCCACUUCGAUGGGUCCGCUGGCCAUCGAUGUGUUGCCUGUUUCGGGCAAUUGGCACAUUUGGCGCAUGCACUUCUACAAACAACAUUUUAAAGCUCGCGAUCUGUUGUUCUAUGGCAGAAAGUUUAGCUUCUGCUGUCACGAAAUGAAUCUUUACUCCGAGCAGGGUUCUAGCCUCACAUUCUCCAUGUUUUACAUGGAUGUCGAGAUGGAUCCAAAUGAAUUUACACCGAUGGAUUUGGACUAUGUGGCAAAGAGCUGUUGGCUUUGCCAGAAUUUCCUCACACCAAGCGUCACUCAGAUUCUGUUUGCUAUAGUCUUAUUGCUGAUCAUAUUGGGUGUCGGUUUGUCCAUGCUCCUCAGCAUAGGACGACCCAAGAAAUUCCCCUCCUCCAAUGAGCCAGAGCUCUAUGUGAAGGGUUAUGCCGAGCGAUAAACUGCUGAAGCUGACCUCGUUGCAUCGCAAUAAACAUAGCUGCUAAUUCACUUACAAAUCUAAUCACGAGAGCUGAAAACUGAGCUGAACUAAGUCGAGCACAAAGACGGGGACGGACAAGAGGAGAACAUUAAUAGUAAUAGUGUCAUUGUCGCAUUUUGUUAUUGUUAUGUUAUUGCUGUUGCUGCUUGAUGCACAGUUGCACUCUUGUUCGAAUAAACCGCGCUUCUUCGCUGUGCACGAAA
Molecule: messenger RNA, 1562 nt
Organism: Drosophila nasuta
Lineage: Eukaryota; Metazoa; Arthropoda; Insecta; Diptera; Drosophilidae
Product: V-type proton ATPase subunit S1
Exons: 5
Coding region: 67-1317 (416 amino acids)
Cellular component (GO): proton-transporting V-type ATPase complex
Molecular function (GO): ATPase activator activity
Source: RefSeq, a predicted model, not a curated record